UCACGCUCCCCUCCACCCCUCCGUCUCGGUCCCUCCCAGCAGUUUCUCAUUUCUUCUUUCUUUAUCUGUCUGCAAAUCUGUCUCUUUUUUUUCUUUCUCCUGUGGAGUAAUACAAAGAGCUAUCAGACUUGGGGCUCCCUGGGUUAACAAGACAGACCACUUCACUUCUCCAGGGAGGACAAAAAAAAGAAAAGAAGAAGAAAAAAGUCUGUGAAAUAUUGGAUCCAAACUUAAAGACGGAGAUAAAGCACAAGUGGAGAUCUUCUCCCUGCGUUGAGAUUCUGAACUGUGAGGGAGAAGGGAGGAACAGACAGCUGAUAGUUUGUCCGUGCCGGAGAGUGUGGAGCUCUCCGUCUCUCCGUCAUUCCCUCCCUCCGUCUCUCCCUCCUCCUCACUCUCAUAGCCCAGGCUGUGUAUUAUCUGAGGCUUGACAGAGCGGUGCUGCGCAGAGCAGAACGAAGCGGAGCGACCGGGGCAGGAGGAAGCUGCGCAGGUUGUCCCCCGUCCUGUCACUCACUCUGCGCCUGCAGGUGGAAGAGGGCGCACAGGAACACAUUCCAGGAGCCGAAGCACAGCGCGCACCAUCUCCACGGUUUGCACUCCACGCACACACAGGCGAGUUGCGUGGUCAUCAAAGGAGCAGCCACAGGGCGAUCCUGCCGAGAACAGAAAGUAAAGACAUAUUGGAUUCUGGUUCAAAGAGCCAGCCAGCAAGCGGAGGACAGAGGGAGACCUGCUGCCUUCGUGACGAGUGGAGUCCAAGCCCGAUCCGUUUGGAGGGAACCUACAUUAACAAAGGAGCUUGAUUUCUCUCUGCUAUGGAGUUUGCCGCUGCAUCCUGGCUACGGGAAGGUCACUUUUUUUGAGAUCCUUGUGUAUCGGCUUUACUCGCUUUUAAAUAUCCAGUAGGGUGGGGGGGCGUGAGCCAUGCUCCCCAAAGGAAAGCCCCAUGAGGGCCAGCUGUUCUGGGUGUUGCUUCUGUCUGUGGGAUGCACGGUGGUGGGCUCUGCCUGGGGCUCGUCGUCAGACCUCCACCUCCUGUCCCCUUCACCUGGAGCCCCUGUGCCCCCUGCCCUGCCCCGACCCGAGCACCCUCAGGGGCCCAGGCACCACCAGCCACCUGUGUCCAUAUACCGCUCCCCGGCCUCACUACGAGGGAGCCACGCUGGCACCACCUAUAUCUUCGGUAAAGGAGGGGGUCUGAUCACAUACACGUGGCCCAACAAUGAGAGGCCAAGCACGCGGACGGACCGACUGGCGGUGGGCUUCAGCACGACCAUCAAAGACGGAAUCCUCGUCCGCAUCGACAGCGCCCCACGUCUGGGUGACUACAUCAUGCUCCACAUCGAUCAAGGCAAAGUAAGUGUGACAUUUAACAUUGGGACGGUGGACAUCAGUGUUAAGGAGACAACCACCGACAUCGACGAUGGAAAAUACCAUUUGGUCCGAUUCACCAGGAACGGGGGUAACGCCACCUUGCAGGUGGACAACUGGCCCGUUAAUGAACACUUUCCAACAGGCAACAGCGACAUUGAGCGCUAUCAAAUGGCAAAUAAGAAAAUCCCGUUCAAAUAUACCCGGCCAGUAGAAGAUUGGCUUCAGGAGAAAGGCCGGCAGCUGACAAUCUUCAACACCCAGGCCACGAUCUCCAUCGGCGGAAACGACCGGAAGCGACCCUAUCAGGGCCAGCUCUCCGGCCUCUAUUACAACGGCCUCAAAGUCCUCAACAUGGCCGCCGAGGGCCACGGCAACGUCAAAGUGAACGGCAGUGUGCGGCUGGUGGGCGAUGUGCCGGUGACCCGGGGCGCCGCACGCACCACCACCUCGGUGCCGCCUGAGAUGUCCACCACCUUUAUUGAGACCACCACCACGCUCUCCACUACGACCACGCGCAAACAGCGUUCACCACCCACCAUUCAGACGACUGAUGACAUUGUCUCGUCGGCGGAGUGCUCCAGCGAUGACGAGGACCUGGAGGAGUGCGACUCCGGACAUGCAGGAGGGGAACUAGUUAUCCCCAUACUAGUCGAGGAACCCAUAGACAUCCCUUCUGUAUCCACCCGUUCUCCAUUCAUCCCCCUCCCCCCAACCCUUCGCCCCGUCCUCAUCAUUAUUGAGACCACCAAAGAAUCCUUGGCCAUGGCCACUGAGGCGGGGGUACCUUGCUUGUCGGACCGAGGCAGCGAUGAUUGUGAUGAUGAUGGUGAUGGUGGUGAUGAUGGUGAUGAUGAUGAUGAUGGCAUGGUGAUUUCGGGGUUUGGCUCUGGAGAAGCUUUCGACUCUAGCCUGCCCCCGACUGACGAUGAAGAUUUUUACACCACCUUCUCCCUGGUAACAGAUAAGAUCUUGACCACAUCGGCCUAUGAAGGCGGCUACAAAGCUCUCGCGCCCAAGUGGGAGGCCAAGGACUUGAGGCCUAGCAAAGCCUCUGAGGCAGGUAGGACUACCCCCACCGCGCCUCUGCCCGACCUCCGGGGCACGCCGGCGGUCCCCUCGGACACGCCACCCAAGCUGCCCGCCGGGAAAAUGAACAACCGCGAGGUAAAACCCCUGCAGCCGGACAUUGUCCUGCUGCCCCUGCCCACGUCCUUCGAUCUGGACGGCACCAAGCCCCGGGGACCCUUCAUCACCUCGCCCAUGCUGCGCACGGUGCCCGCCGCCUUGCCCACGGUGCCCGGCGUGGUGCGGCGGGUGCCCCCGGGGGCCUCAGAGGUGAUCCGGGAAUCCAGCAGUACCACGGGCAUGGUGGUGGGCAUUGUCUCAGCAGCCGCCCUCUGCAUCCUCAUCCUCCUCUACGCCAUGUACAAGUACAGGAACAGGGACGAGGGUUCCUACCAGGUGGACGAGACGCGCAACUACAUCAGCAACUCGGCACAAACCAAUGGCGCUGUGGUGAAGGAUAAAGCACCCAGUGGCAGCGCCAAAGGUAGCGCUGGUAGCAAGAGACCGAAAGACAAGGACAAGGAAUAUUAUGUAUAGAACUCAAGUCAUUUCCCAACACAUAGAAAAAUAAACUGUUUGGAACACAGUAAUAAACAUUUUGACAGUACCAUAUUGGCAACUGUGAUUUAAAAAGGAUAAAAAUAUCUUAAGAACUCAAGGCUUACUGAGUCACUGAAACAUUUACAAAAGAACUUUAGCUUAUGGAAGCACACUUACUAUUGUAAGCUUUACAGAGAGACAAUGUAGUGCAACUUCAACGGGACUCAGCGUGGAUCUUUUUAAGGAGUGCCUGCUGGAGACAUUUGGCAGUGUGUAUAACAUCGCUCAAACAUCCACGCGACCCUAAGUGACUGUCAAGAGGUGUGUGAUCCUUGGAGUUCUAACGACCUUGCCCAAUGUAAACCUGUAAAAUACGAUCACUGUCAUUUCGGCCAUUCUGAGCAUGCAUGUGAGGUGUAUGUGACGUGGUGCUGGCAUCUGUGUAAGUGAGGGACCUCAAGAAACUAUGAUUGUCGGGAAAGUUGGAAGUCAAAAAGUGAUUUCACAUUACAAACGGUUUCAUUAAAUGUAGCUUUCAUGGAUGCGAUAAUGAGCUAAAGUAUAUGUGUAAUGAAAGCUGUUGUUUCGUUUCUACUUUUUUGUUUGUUUUUGUUUAUUCAUUUAGUAAGUAAUUUAUUAAUUUAUUGAAUUUAGGUCCUUUUUUUGAAGGAUGAUGACCAGUCAGGGUUGACUCGGCAGUGCAUAGUUACCGCUCUGCAAGAUGUGAUACAGUAAUGUAUCUCAAUAUUCGCCCCCCACCCCACACGUCUCAGCUAAGGAUUGGACUGCUACGCAUGGCAACCAAAUUCUAGAUGGUGUUCAAGCGUGUAAGAGUGGAUCCACCAGGAAAAAUGCACAUCACACUGAUAUUUCUCUGAAUUUUAAAUCUCUGAUAGCAUUUUUUCUUUUCUUUUGUCCAGUUUUCUAUACAUUUCCUGAAAUGUUUGAGAUUUGUGGAUUUAACUAUUGCAAUCUUUAAAAAAAAAAAGAAAAAAAAUCCAGGCUAAAGACUCCAGUGUGAACCAGUGUGAUUCUAUCUGUUGUCACAGACGACUGUGUCAAAACAGCAAAUAUGUUUACAUAUUUUAAUACAUCAUAGCCGUUGUGCUUUGCGGGUCAAUAUUGUACAGAAAAUUCAAGUUUCUGUUGAUUUUUUUAAAAGUUCUCUUGUAUAGACAGACCAUUUGAUUUGAUUUCACUGCUGUAGCAACGCGACAAAGAAGUCAUUUUAUUAUUUUUACCCAGGGAUGCCUGGAGAUAAAAAAUGAUGUGCACAAGAACAUUUGUUUAGGCGGGGAGCAAAUGUUGUUAGAUUAGACGUCUAGUCUCUCUGGAUGGUGUUUCUCUUCAGUCGCAUGAAUAUUUCACCAUCAGAAGCUGUCAGUCAAAUAGAAAACACCUCCCUCAGAUCUUGUAUUAGGAACUCCUCCUUAUUCUGAACUUGCUUUGAUCAUGUUAUUUAUUUUUUUAUUGGAAAUUUAAAAAACAGAACAAGAGAAUAAAGACAGAAUAUGAUG
Molecule: messenger RNA, 4499 nt
Organism: Notothenia coriiceps (black rockcod)
Lineage: Eukaryota; Metazoa; Chordata; Actinopteri; Perciformes; Nototheniidae
Product: neurexin-3b-beta-like
Exons: 7
Coding region: 928-2979 (683 amino acids)
Source: RefSeq, a predicted model, not a curated record